Messenger RNA from Chroicocephalus ridibundus (black-headed gull), 3198 nucleotides. RefSeq names its product colony stimulating factor 1 (gene CSF1). Gene Ontology annotation, cellular component: membrane. The transcript is spliced from 9 exons. Gene Ontology annotation, molecular function: growth factor activity; cytokine activity. Lineage: Eukaryota; Metazoa; Chordata; Aves; Charadriiformes; Laridae. The record is from RefSeq and is a predicted model, not a curated record. The coding region runs from base 80 to 1600 and encodes 506 amino acids. Gene Ontology annotation, biological process: osteoclast differentiation; positive regulation of macrophage differentiation.
UCGGUCCCCGCCGCCGCCGCCCUCACCGCACCGUACCGCCCGGCCCCGCCGCAGCCGCCCCGGCCCCACGGCAGCCCCCAUGCCCCGCCUCGGAGCCAAGGUGUGCCUCCUCCGCUGUACCCUGCUGUCGUCCCUCCUCCUCCUCCUGCUCUGCAGCAUCCAUGAGACGGAGCAGAACAGUUACUGCCAGCAGAUCAUCACGGAGAAGCACCUGGCCGAGCUGGAGGAACUGGCUGACACCCAGAUGCAGCACCCGGGCAGGGUCUCCUUCAAGUUCAUCGAUAAGAUGAAGUUGAACGACUCCGUCUGCUACGUGAAAGCCGCCUUUCCUCUGCUGGGCAAGAUCCUGGAGCGGACGGAGUUCAAGGAGAACUCGUCCAACGCCAAGAAGAUGCAGAUGGUGCGCAAGAUGUACAGCCGCAUCGACGAGAACAUCGACCCCUGCAUCAGGGAGGAGGAUGACGAGGAGAGGGAGCUCUCGCAAACGUGCUUUGAGGAGUUCACCACCUCCCCCUACGAGAUGCUGGUGCUGGUGAAACAGUUCUUCCAGGACAUCAACCAGCUGCUGCAGAACCGGGAGACCUUCGAGAAGGACUGCAGCCAGGUCUACCGCAGGACCUGCUUGGAGCCCAAGAAUUCGGGAUCCUCCCCAGGUGUGGGGACAGAUCCUGACUGCAAUUGCCUGUCCCCUGCCCUCCCUUCUGCCACCCAGCCCUCCCUCUCCGCUGCCACCCAUGCCGGCGGGGAGGUGGCACCCGCUAGCACCCGUGUCCCUUACAGCCUCCUCCAUGCCACCCUCGCUGACUUAGACGCCCCGUCUCAGCCCCCCAGUAGCACGGACGGUGGCUCGGGGACCGAGGAGGUCCUGGGUGCCGGGGUAGGUGACACGGCAUCAGUGCCGUCCCCCGCGAUGCAGCCGACAGCUCCAGCCGAUGGCGCCGAACCCCCCCUGGAUCCAGCCAGGACCCUGAGCCUGGUGGCCCUGGACUUCCCCAUCCUGCGCGGGGAUGGAGAGCUGGUGGAGGGGGGCACCGAAGUGGUGGCCGGCCACCCGCCGCAGGAUCCGGCCCAGAAGCAGGGAGCCUCCAUCCUCCCGGACCGUGCCGGCGGGCUCAGGACCACCGCGCCAGCAGCAUCUCCCAGCGCCGGCUUGGCGGGCGGCGGAGCCAGGAGCCGUCCUGCCGAGACAUCCCAGCCCGUCACGCAGCUCCGUUUCUCCAGGAUGGCCCCGGGGAUACGGGGCCGAGCGCCGGGCGGCCCCGGGACUGGGGUCGGGGUGCGAGGCUGGGGGCUGAGCCGGCUGCGGGAGCCCGAGGACGGCGGGGCCGGCCCCAGCUUUGACUCUGGCUUUGUUCUGGGCGCAGAGCAGCGCAGGAAGGAGCCGGCCAUCAGGGAGGGCCGCCGGGAGCCCCUGAUAUACAUCACGGUGGCCAGCGUGGUGGCCGUCUUGCUGGCCAUGGGAGGGCUGCUCUUCUACAAGUAUAAAUCCAGGGUCCUGGAGCGGCCGCUGGAAGACGGAGGCUGCGACCCCGAGGAGCCGGAGAGGAGGGCGCUGCAGGGAGCGAGGGAAUGUCCAGAGCUGGAGACUCAGGACCUCUAAGGGCCCCAGGCGGGAUGUGAAGCCGCUCGGGGGAUGGAUGCGGAUGCUCCUCGCCGUGCGAAGGAGGGUCGGUGCGCGCCGACCCCUCCGCGGUCCUGCCAUGACGCUCACGCUCCCUCCUCCCUCGCCCCGCGCCGCCGGCCAGAGACUGCAGGAAAAAAAGAAAAAAAAAAAACAAAACCAAACCACAAACCCACCCCUCCCAGACAGGGAUGGAAGGAUGGGGGGGGAUGCGCCCCGAGGGGGGACCCCCCGGGCACUGGGACGCGAAGGGCUGGAAGGCGUCGGAGCGUCACCGAAAGGCUUUGCCGGGAUGGCUGAUGUGACACCACGGUGCUGAGCGGGACGAUGGAGACGCUGGUGUUGGGUGCGGGAUGACGGAUCCCGCUCGGACACGGCCAGCGGUGGCUGAAGAUGGAGGGGGAUCAGCUCCCCGAAUCCUCCUCCCCCCGCCCGCCCUGGCUCUUCUCCCACCCCAGCACGGCGGGGUUUGGAGCAGCACCCAUCGCCCCCCGCCUUCACCCUGCCUUUCCGGAGAGGCUUCAACCGGAGCAUCCCAGAUGCCGGAGCGGAGUGUGUGUGUGUAUGUGUGUGUGUGUGUGUGUGUUAGUCGCCGGCACCCCAGCCCCGACUUGCAACUUCAACCCUCACACUGUGAAUAUUUAAAGCCCACCGGUGCCCGUGUCCCCACCCCGGGGCCGGGCUCGGAGGGGGCCGGGGGGGUGACCCUCAGCACCGUCCCCGUCCCCGUCCUCCUGCCACCGGAGAUCUGGCUCCGCUUCUGCGCCCGAGCUGGCCUCGGCUCGCUGUCGCGCCGUUAAGGUUUUAUUUUUAAUAUAGCGGAUGAAAGUCUUUAUCCCGCAGAAGUAUUGUACGGGGUGGUGGUGGGGGGGGGGGACGGGAGGACACGGACACCCAUCCUGCCCCCCUCACAGGGUUAUUGCUGCGAGCUGGCCUCGCCCGCGACUGGAUUAUUAUUAUUAUUAUUAAUUUUUUUUUUUUUAUAACUACGCUUUAGAGAAGGGAAACGGGGCUGGAGAAGGACUGGAUGGACGUGGGUGUAAAGGAUGAAGAUGCCCCAGCCUGGUACCCGGGAAGGGGGGGGUGGGGUGGGGAUGCUUUUCGGCUCAACCCCCUCCCCGGUUUUUGGGAAGAGCCUGGCUGGGGGAUGCAGCAGCCCCAGCGCUACCCCGGGGCCGCAUACUGCCCCCCCCCCGACCCCCGCAGCAUCCCUCCGGCCCCCCGUGUGAAGCGUGGCCCCGCGCUGCUCUUGCGUCUUGAAGUGUUAUUUUUUUUAUACAGUGGAAGAAAACGUGGACAAACCAAACCGUUUUUAAAGAAAGCCAUUACUAUUAAUUUUUUUUAUUAUUAUUAUUAUUGUUGUUAUUAUUUUAUAUGUGUAUUUAUGACUGCCAAAAAGGAGGGGGUUCCAGUGCAAGGGACGGGUGUAAAGCGGGAGGAGAGCCCUGACCAUAGCAGGGAGGCUGGGGCCAAACUCGCUGCUGGUGUAAGCCACUGAUUUGCACCAUGGAGGAGAAUCUGGCCCCGUUUUGGGGGUGGGGUGGGGGGGGAGGAGAAAUCUCGCCUUUAAGCUGCGU